Selaginella moellendorffii is the source of this 1779-nucleotide messenger RNA. Its product is annotated as myosin-2 heavy chain, non muscle. Lineage: Eukaryota; Viridiplantae; Streptophyta; Lycopodiopsida; Selaginellales; Selaginellaceae. Bases 1 to 1662 code for a protein of 553 amino acids. The transcript has 2 exons. The record is from RefSeq and is a predicted model, not a curated record.
AUGACGUGUUUGCGGAGCGCGGGAGCGCGGGAGGAGGUAGACUCAGCUCUUUCGGCCACGACUAGGCGAUCUGACAGUAGUGAUCACAACGCCGCGGCCGCGGCCACGGCCGCCACCACCACCACUAGCGAGAGUGCUACCAACGGACCGAGUAUAAACAACGGUCGCGAGAGCAACGACAGCGCUCUCCAGACUCUCAGCCCGCGAGAGAUGUCGCCGAAAAAGUAUGAGCACCCAGUGCUCACUCCCUACAACAGGAGGCUCUCGAAGAACACGCAGUACUUCGAGACUUGGCAGCACCGCACGAACAUCGCUUCGUCCGGAGGAGGAGAAGGCACUGGCAGCAACAAGAGAGGCUCUGUCGUCACUCCCAGCCCGAGAAAGCUCCCGUCGAUCGAGAAGAAGGAGAAGAUCGCCAGCCUCACGGAGGAGAACGAGUUCCUCUCGAAAGAAGUCCGGGUGCUGUGCAAAGACAAGAGCAGCCUCGCUGCUCAGGUCUCGCAGCUCGAGGACGACUUGAGCACCAUCCUGGCCAAGACUCACGAUCUCGUCCACGAGAACUCCAACUUAAGCAGCCAGGUUGACGACACACGCAUCCAGAUCUGGGCUAAGGACUCGAUGAUGGCAUCUUUGGCGAAAGCCAAGAGCAUCCUCGAGUCGGAGAAGCAGUACCUCCAGGAGGACAAGGGAUUCCUGGAGAACCAGCUGCUGGAGAUCAACAAGAAGCUGCGGGAGACGGCCAAGCGAGCGGACGAGGCGGAGUCGACGGUGGCUUCGGUGGUGCAGCAGAUCGACGGGCUCAACCGGAACUUGGCCAGGAUGUCCAAGAACGAUGCGAGCUUCGAGGUCCAGGAGAUCGUCAAGCAGAUGGAACUCCACAGCCUCCAGGCAUGCAAGGACAUGCUGAAGAAAGAGCUCAAGAAACUCACAGCAACGGUGAUCAAAGCCAGGGAAGAAGCUACCGAGGCGAAGAUGGUGAUCGACAAUUGCCGGGCCGACGAGACCAAGUUCAAGGCCGACGUCGUGAGGCUGGAGAAGGCUCUCAAGUCCGCCAGCGAGUACUCGGGCCGGCUGGAGAAGCAGGAGAAGCUACUCAAGAGCAACAUAGAGCUCUUCGACGCCAGGGUCCGGAGCUUGGAGAACGAGCUGAGCUUCGUCAAAGCCGAGAGGGACGCAGCGAUCAAGGCCAAGAUCCAAAAGGAGGCCGCGUCCGGAGGGAUGGAGGCCAUCAAAGCCUCCAUCCACAUCCUCCACGAGAAUGCCAAGAAGGGACAUGAGCAAGUUCUAGCACUGUCUGGAUUGCUGCCGGAGCUGGCUGAGGACAAGGCGCGAUCGGUGGAGGUGAGCAAGACGCUGGAGAUGAAAGCCAGGGAGCUGGGAGCUCGAUCGACGACGGUGGCGACGGCGGCGGAAGAACAGCUCGGCAAGCUCAAGGAACAGGUUGAUGCGCUCGACUCGGCGCUCGAGGAGGCCAAAGACGCUGCCGAGGAGAGCGAGAGCAAGGCUUGGCAGAUGAUCGCGGAGCUCUCGUCGUCCUCGCCGGCCUCGCAAGCUAGCGGCGAUCACGAGAGCAGCGGCAAGGUGGAUCUUCCGGCCGCCACUACUUACAUUCUCGGCCUCGGUUUGCUCGCUUACUCGGUCUAUAUUUCCAACCACGCGUAGCUCUGGCUGGACAAGGGAGCGAUCGAUCACGCAUUAUUUUGUACAGUGAAAUGAAAGGUGGCGAACUUGUAAAUUGGUGGUGAAACGAGGGUGCCGGACUCAUAUAAAUAAAUAGCA